Messenger RNA from Clonostachys byssicola, 852 nucleotides. The record is from the annotation of a GenBank genome assembly. Lineage: Eukaryota; Fungi; Ascomycota; Sordariomycetes; Hypocreales; Bionectriaceae.
AUGGCGAACCAAGUCGCAUAUUUCUUUUACGCCCCAACCUGGGACUGGCCCCCGGAAGGACCUAUCAAGCUAGGAAAUGUCUUAACCUCAGUCGAGAGGCCGGAGCAGCCCUUAUCGACAACGCCUCCUCCAACCGAGAAUGAGGUCUUCUCAUUAGAGAAGAAAGACGUUGAACAUUCUAUAAAGAAUCUCAGAGACGGACAUUUCUCUCUAUUCACCAAGUUUUUGAACUUCAUCGGCGUCAGCGUCGACGUCACCGUUAGCUGGGAGCAUAGCAAUGAAGAGCUUUAUAGGUUUCAAAAAGUUGAGACUCAGCAGUUCAUCCCUAAAGAUGAGUACAUCCAAAAGUGUAUCGAGACACCAGCGGUUCGACGAUUUCUGGAAAGAUCUCGUUACCGAAAGCCAGUCUACGUCAUCACGGGGCUCAAAACCGUAUACGGAGCAAGUGCUAAGUCGACCGAGUCUCGAUCUCAGGACAAUAAGGCAUCGAUAGCGGUGGAUGGAAACGUCUUGGGCGGCGGUAACGUAGCACCUGGAACUGGGGCCGGGACAGAGGACAAGAAGAGCACCUCUUGGGAAGAAAGCAGCGAUUUCGUCUUUGCAUUUAGAGUUCGCAAGGUUCAAGUGAGCAGAAAGACACUGGUAGUGAAAGAAAAUGAUGAUUAUACCAAAGGCGCUAAAUUCGAUAGGGAUGAUGCAUUCAGGGUCAAAGAGGACAUACCGGAGCUCUCAAUUCUGUCGCAAGAUGAAGUAACUGCCAAGGAGAUGGGCUAUCGUGAGGAAAUUCUGAUGGAAGGCGAUAGCGCCGUAACUUGUGCGGUUUCGGCGGAUGAGAGCUCCGACGAUGAGUGA